AUGGCGGCCGCCGCCGACGACUCAUCCGCCGUAACCAUCGAGCCCAGCUCGUUCGACGUGGUGGUCUGCGGCACGGGCCUCCCGGAAUCCAUCCUCGCCGCCGCCUGCGCCGCCGCCGGCAAGACGGUCCUCCACGUCGACCCCAACCCCUUCUACGGCUCCCACUUCUCCUCCUCCGUCCCGCCCCACGCCCUCCCGUCAUUCCUCCUCUCCUCCGCAUCUCCCCCCUCCACGCACUCCUCCGACGCCGGCGUUGUCCCUCUCCAAAGCCGGAGCAGUCUGUACUCCGACAUAGAGACAUUGGGGUCAGUCCCCUCGGAGGGCAGCUUCGCUGUUGAUCUGGUGGGCCCCAGACUGCUCUACUGCGCCGGCGUGGCCGUUGACCUCCUUCACCGUUCAGGGGGCAGCCACCACGUGGAGUUCAAGAGCGUCGACCUCCUCUACUGGGAUCAUGGCGAUCUCUUCCCAGUUCCAGCCUCAAGGGAGGACAUCUUUAACACCAAACUAUCCGAGGACGCCAAAGUUGGCUUAGUCGAAAAAACUCGCCUCUCCGCCUUCGUCAGGCUUGUAAAGUCACACAUCGCAGCACAGGAGACGGAAGAAGGCAAAGCUUCCAUACCCGAGGAAGACUUGGAUCUCCCCUUCCUUGAGUUCCUCAAGAAACAGAAGCUUACGCCCAAGAUGAUAGGGGUUGUGUUGUAUGCAAUCGCGAUGGCGGAUUAUGACCAAGAAGAUGCUGCUGCAGACUCGUGUAAAACAUUGCUAACAACCAGAGAUGGAAUGAAGACCAUAGCUCUUCAUUUCAAGUCCAUUGGGAGGUUUGCUAAUGCAAAAGGUGCUUUCAUCUAUCCUAUGCAUGGCCAUGGUGAGCUGCCUCAAGCUUUCUGUCGUUUCGCUGCUGUUAAGGGUGCCCUAUAUGUGUUGCGGAUGCCUGUCACUGCCCUUCUUAUGGAUAAGGAAAAACAACGUUAUAUCGGCACAAGGUUGGCAACUGGUCAAGAUAUUCUGUGCCAGCAGUUGAUACUCGAUCCGUCAUACAAAACUCCUUCCUUGGAUUUGCCAUCGGGCUCUUCAGACCCAAACUCACCAAGAAAAGUUGCUCGCGGAAUAUGCAUAACUAAAAAGUCUGUGAAACAGAAUUCGUCGAAUGUUCUGGUUGUUUUCCCCCCAAAAUCACUACAAGAGCAGCAGGUUGCAACUCUUCGGGUGCUUCAGUUGAGCAGCAAUGUAGCAAUAUGCCCUGCUGGAAUGUUCAUUGCACAUCUGUCUAUUCCAUGUGUUGAUGCCCACAUAGGAAAACUCUGCAUAAACAAAGCAAUAGAGGUUCUUUUCGGUUCCCAAAAUUCAGAUGGUUCAGAAGGCCAUUCAGAGAAAACCAGAGAAGACAACGAUGAUGCAAAGCAAGGUCUAAUAUGGAAGUGUGUUUAUGUUCAGGAGAUCACACAGGCAAAACCCGGUCCUAUAUUAUCCUGCCCAAUGCCUGAUGAAUAUCUUGACUACAGAAAUAUACUGGAAUCAACAGAAAAGUUAUUUACGGAAAUCUAUCCCAACGGAGAAUUCCUGCCUAGAAAUUCAGCUCCUCAACAUGAAGAUGACGAUUCUGAUUCCGCAGAGUGAAACCAUUUGUUAUUCUUGAAGGAAUCAACUUAGAUUUCAGGUGUAGAAACUACAACUAACUAAGCACAGUGGAAAGCUAUGCAAGCAGAAUUCUUUGGUUGCGGAGGGUUUGGAUGCAUUCAUGUCAAUGAGCAAAAGGAGGAUUGGUAAACCAUAUUGUACAUGAGUCCCUCACUAGUAGCUAAGGGAGAUAAAAACUUGCUUAGUUUGCAACCUGUUCAACACUGAUGCGUCUCCAUGU
This is a messenger RNA of Lolium rigidum, 1858 nucleotides long. Its product is annotated as rab escort protein 1-like. Bases 1 to 1617 code for a protein of 538 amino acids. Lineage: Eukaryota; Viridiplantae; Streptophyta; Magnoliopsida; Poales; Poaceae. Gene Ontology annotation, molecular function: GDP-dissociation inhibitor activity. Gene Ontology annotation, cellular component: nucleus; Rab-protein geranylgeranyltransferase complex; cytosol. The transcript is spliced from 9 exons. The record is from RefSeq and is a predicted model, not a curated record. Gene Ontology annotation, biological process: small GTPase-mediated signal transduction; protein geranylgeranylation; intracellular protein transport.